CGCACCCUAGCGGAGCAGCGUUCGGCCCCGCCGAGCACCGAUGCUUUGUAGAGAGCAGCUCCACGGAGCCGGUCGCUGCUAAGGAGACGGCAAGUUAGAUCCACAAAGGAGGAAGGAAGGACAGAGACGGGGAGGACAUUUGCAUCAGGUCUUUGAACAGGCACUAACCUAAUUAAACAAACAAAGCGUGACAGAACAACCAAAACCCACAAACUUGGUAUUUGGGAGCAGUGGUUAUGCCUGUAUGCUUAAAAGGUGACAAGUAGCAGACCCACACACCUGGGUGCCCUUUCUCCUGCCACCUGCCCACCUGUUCCCAAAACGGAGGAGCCCACAGAUCCCACCAUGUCGUCGGACCCCAGCGCUCCGCCGGCAGUGCCACCUCUGCACUCCCCCAAGUCUCCAGUGUGGCCAACCUUCCCCUUCCAGCGGGAGGGCAGCCGCAUCUGGGAGCGGGGCAACCUCUUGCUGCGGGACCUGCCUAGCCCCCUCCCCACCAAGAGGACCAGGACCUACUCUGCCACCGCCCGCGCCUCCGCCGGGCCCAUCUUCAAGGGCGUCUGCAAGCAGUUCUCACGCUCCCAGGGCCAUGGCUUCAUCACCCCCGAGAACGGCACAGAGGACAUCUUCGUGCACGUCUCUGACAUCGAGGGGGAGUACGUUCCAGUGGAAGGGGACGAGGUGACAUACAAGGUCUGCCCCAUCCCUCCCAAGAACCAGAAGUUCCAGGCAGUGGAGGUGGUUCUCACCAACCUGGCACCCCACACGAAGCAUGAGACAUGGUCCGGCCAGAUCAUUGGCUCCUAGGUGCCCAGAGGGGCCAGUGGCCACUCAGCCCCACAGAGCAAGCCUGCCCGGCCAGUCGCGGGGGGCGCAGGGGGAGCUGAGGUGGCAGCGGGGCUGAGGCUGCCCCCAAACCCGCAGGUUUGCAUUAGGUGUCUUUUAUAAGGUUACAGUUCCCUUUCUCUGUGUGUGUUUGUAAGUGUCUGUCAGGGGGGCAGGGGAAGCAGAGCCCUCCCUUGCCACCCCCCUAAGCUCCAAGGGCAGUGCCAAGCCUCAUGUUCCCUUCCUUGUCCUGGGGGCAAUGGGGAGCGGUGGAACCAGUCCCACCCACCGGCUUCCCGGCUGCCCCAAGCUGAAGCAGAUGCUGAGAGGAGGACAGGGCCUGGGGGGGAAGAGGGGAGCUGAAGAGGCUCCAUUCAUUCUCCUGAAUCCUGCUCCAGCAAGACAGGCAGCUCCUUUGGUCCUGCUGCCCACAGCAGGGCAUGCUGUGGAGCUGAGGGCAAACGGGGUGGUGUGGUGAAUCACUGUGCAGGGACUGGGCGCUAGAGACCCAUCCCCAUCGCUGGCAGCUCACAGCAGCCACCUGAGCCACUUCCCUCUGUCAAAAGAUCUCAGGUCAGCAGUGCCACGGGGAGGCAGGUGGCUUACAGAAAGAAAAAAGCUCUUAGUUUGAAGAAGCCAACAGCUGCUGGCAGGGUGCCAGUGCAGUUGGCAUUGUGCCCCAGGGGGCUGCACCCGGGCAUGGGGCCGGGGUGCACUUGGCACCUCCAUGCUCCCCACCACUGCUGGGCUCGUAAUGCAGUUUUCUUGGCUCAGUGCUGAUGAGGUUUUGGGGAGCUGAUCACCUUCUCCUCCUCCACUCUUUGUCACCCCAGCCCCAUGGGGACCACCCCACUCCUUCCUCUGUGUGUGUGUGUGCAUGUGUGUGCACAUCUGUAGGUUGCUGAGGGGGCUGACAGUUCAAGGAGCUUCAGCUGUGGGGUGAGUGCAGCCACCUCCUCCCCAGCCCCCCGGUGUAUGCAGGGUCUCCUAUACAAAGCACAAACAUAGAUUUUGGUCUUUGCCAUACCCUGGCCAGGUAGGCUCCUGUGGCCCCGGGGAGGAACAGGGCAGAGGGCAGCAGCACAGGGAUGGUGUGCACCAGGCUGGGCCUGAACUGACUCCAGAGAAACGAUGCCUGCACCAAUGCUCCAGAGAGAUCAGCAGCAUCUUUAAGGGGGUUAUUUCAAAGCAAGGAUAAGCAGCCCCUAAAUUUGAGUGGGUGAUGAUGGCCAGGCCACAGGCACCCACUCAGCAGGAACGUCAGUCGCUGGUGCUGAUGGAGAGGGGCAUUUUCCACCUCUUGCUGCUGCUGUUGUGGUGGGGACAGGGGUCUGCUGUAAGUGGGAAGAGGAAGAGAGCAAGGCUGGUGCCACACAGGACAGCUGGGAACUCUGUGGACUCGGGAGAACCACCAUGUGCUGCCUCAUCCUAGGCUGCUGUGGGGACUGCCCUGGGAUCCCACAGCCCAUCUCACUGCCAACUCAACGCCUGGCUCACCAAGGGGCUGUGGUGAUGCCAGCUGAGGCCACAGGCACCCCUGGGACAUGCAGCCAGCUUGGCCAAGGCAAACUUUGUUUGAUUUUAAUUUGUCUUGGGUUGUUUUUUCAGUUGUCUUUAUUUUUUUUUUUUAAAUAAACUAAACCCCUAGACUUGUUGGUGUUUUUACAAUUCCAGUGUGGUUCCUGCCUGUCUGACCAUAUGUGGACCUUUGUAACAUUGGCAAUAAACCAUUAAAAGUGACUUUCCCAUGA
Pogoniulus pusillus (Red-fronted tinkerbird) is the source of this 2576-nucleotide messenger RNA. RefSeq names its product cold shock domain containing C2 (gene CSDC2). Lineage: Eukaryota; Metazoa; Chordata; Aves; Piciformes; Lybiidae. Gene Ontology annotation, cellular component: cytoplasm. The transcript has 5 exons. Bases 346 to 807 code for a protein of 153 amino acids. Gene Ontology annotation, molecular function: mRNA 3'-UTR binding. Gene Ontology annotation, biological process: regulation of mRNA stability. The record is from RefSeq and is a predicted model, not a curated record.